Molecule: messenger RNA, 679 nt
Organism: Erigeron canadensis
Lineage: Eukaryota; Viridiplantae; Streptophyta; Magnoliopsida; Asterales; Asteraceae
Product: 60S ribosomal protein L30-like
Exons: 5
Coding region: 156-494 (112 amino acids)
Cellular component (GO): cytosolic large ribosomal subunit
Molecular function (GO): RNA binding; structural constituent of ribosome
Source: RefSeq, a predicted model, not a curated record
ACUCAUUGGCCCAAGUCUCAUCGUUCUUGGUAUUCUUGUUGUUAAUCUUACAUUACAAACCCUCACAGACAGACAGCCGCAGCUAACCAAACCCUAACUCAAAAAACAAAACCCCCACCCCCAAAUUCUCUUUGGCAGCAACCGCAACCGCAAUCAUGGUGUCAGGGAAGAAAACGAAGAAGACACAUGAGUCAAUUAACAACAGGCUGGCACUUGUGAUGAAAAGUGGAAAAUACACUCUUGGUUACAAAACUGUUCUUGAGUCUCUCAGGAGCUCCAAAGGCAAGUUGAUAAUAAUAUCAAACAAUUGUCCACCAUUGAGGAAAUCCGAGAUCGAGUAUUACGCUAUGCUCGCUAAGGUCGGGGUUCAUCAUUAUAAUGGAAACAAUGUUGAUCUGGGAACUGCUUGUGGAAAGUAUUUCAGAGUGUCAUGCCUUAGUAUUGUUGAUCCAGGUGACUCCGAUAUCAUCAAAUCCAUCCCUGGAGACAACUGAAAGAACUAAACAACUGCAUUAGUCCUGUUAAAUUCGAUCAGUUUCCUUGUGGCAUUAGUUUCCUGAAUUCUAUUUUCUGUUACAUUUUUAUGCAUCUUUGUUCAGACAUGAAUGUAUUAGAAGUCCAAUCCGAUAAUCAAGAAAGGAUAUAUAUUUGUUUAACUAAUGUAGUGAGUUUUUGUUCA